UCCUAGGGGAGGCAGCGUGCUAGCCGGGGGCGGGUCGGAGCGGGAGUGAGGCCCGCACGGACGCCGGUGCGUUGGGCCCCGCGCCUGGCGCCCUGGGCAGCCCCCGCGCGCGGGGCUGAGCUGGGAUCUGCUCUGCCGCCUUGGUCAGGGGCACAAUGGCAGUCGCAAACCGGAGGCAGAGGCCGAGGAGGCUUGCCUGUUGGGCCCUGGUGGCUGUCGUCUUGGCAGACCUGUUGGCACUGAGUGACACAGUGGCAGUGAUGUCUGUGGACCUGGGCAGUGAGUCCAUGAAGGUGGCCAUCGUCAAACCUGGAGUCCCCAUGGAGAUUGUCUUGAACAAGGAGUCUCGGAGAAAAACCCCAGUGACUGUGACCCUGAAGGAAAAUGAAAGAUUCUUUGGAGAUACUGCAGCCGGCAUGGCCAUCAAGAACCCAAAGGCUACACUGCGCUACUUCCAGCAUCUCCUUGGGAAGCAGGCAGAUAACCCUCACGUAGCCCUUUAUCGGGCUCGUUUCCCUGAGCAUGAGCUGCAGUUUGAUCCUCAGAGGCAGACCGUGCACUUCCGGAUUAGCCCGCAGCUGCAGUUCUCACCUGAGGAAGUGCUGGGCAUGGUUCUCAAUUACUCUCGUUCUCUGGCUGAAGAUUUUGCAGAGCAGCCCAUCAAGGAUGCUGUGAUCACCGUGCCAGCUUUCUUUAACCAGGCUGAGCGCCGGGCUGUCCUACAGGCUGCUCGCAUGGCCGGCCUCAAAGUGCUGCAGCUUAUCAAUGACAAUACUGCCACUGCUCUCAGCUAUGGUGUCUUCCGCCGGAAAGAUAUCAACACCACUGCGCAGAACAUCAUGUUCUAUGACAUGGGCUCAGGCAGCACCGUGUGCACCAUCGUGACCUACCAGACAGUGAAGACUAAGGAGGCCGGGAUGCAACCACAGCUGCAGAUCCGGGGGGUGGGGUUUGACCGCACCCUGGGGGGCCUGGAGAUGGAACUCCGGCUCCGGGAGCACCUGGCUGGGCUCUUCAAUGAGCAGCGCAAGGGCCAGAGAACCAAGGAUGUGCGGGAGAACCCACGUGCCAUGGCCAAGCUGCUGCGGGAAGCCAAUCGACUCAAAACCGUGCUGAGUGCCAACGCUGACCACAUGGCCCAGAUUGAAGGCCUGAUGGACGACUUAGACUUCAAGGCAAAAGUGACUCGAGCGGAAUUUGAGGAGUUAUGUGCAGACUUGUUUGAGCGGGUGCCUGGGCCUGUCCGGCAGGCCCUCCAGAGUGCGGAAAUGAGCUUGGAUGAGAUUGAGCAGGUGAUCCUGGUGGGUGGAGCCACUCGUGUCCCCAAGGUUCAGGAGGUGCUGCUGAAGGCUGUGGGCAAGGAGGAACUGGGGAAGAACAUCAAUGCAGAUGAAGCAGCUGCCAUGGGGGCUGUGUACCAGGCAGCUGCCCUCAGCAAAGCGUUCAAGGUGAAGCCGUUUGUCAUCCGAGAUGCAGUGGUCUAUCCUAUCCUGGUGGAAUUCACCAGGGAGGUAGAGGAGGAGCCUGGGGUCCGCAGCCUGAAGCACAACAAACGCGUGCUCUUCUCCCGCAUGGGGCCCUAUCCUCAGCGCAAGGUCAUCACCUUUAACCGCUACAGCCACGAUUUCGACUUCCACGUCAACUAUGGUGACCUGGGUUUCCUGGGGCCUGAGGAUCUCAGGGUAUUUGGCUCUCAGAAUCUGACCACAGUGAAACUAAAAGGUGUGGGUGACAGCUUUAAGAAGUAUCCCGACUACGAGUCCAAGGGCAUUAAGGCACACUUCAAUCUGGAUGAGAGUGGUGUGCUCAGUCUGGACAGGGUAGAGUCUGUAUUUGAGACCCUGGUGGAAGACAGCCCAGAGGAAGAAUCUACUCUCACCAAGCUUGGCAAUACCAUUUCCAGUCUGUUUGGUGGUGGUUCCACAGCAGACACUAAAGAGAACGGGACUGAUACUGUUCAGGAGGAAGAGGAGGGCCCUGCUGAGGGAGGCAAGGAUGAACCUGGGGAGCAGGUGGAACUCAAGGAGGAAGCUGAGGCCCCAGUGGAGGGGACCACUCAGCCCCCGCUCACUGAGCCCAAGGGAGACACAGCCCCCGAGGCAGAGAAGCCUGCUGCAGAGGAAAACGGGGACAAGUCGGAGGCCCAGAAGACCAGUGAGAAGGGAGACUUGGGGCCUAAAGGUGCCCCUCCAUCCCCUGAGGAAGAAAAAAAGCAGAAGCCUGCCCGGAAGCAGAGGAUGGUGGAGGAGAUUGGGGUGGAGCUGGUUGUUCUGGACCUGCCUGACUUGCCAGCGGAUGAGCUGGCUCGCUCAGUGCAGAAACUUGAGGACCUGACCCUUCGAGACCUAGAGAAACAGGAACGGGAGAAAGCUGCCAAUAGCUUGGAAGCUUUUAUCUUUGAAACCCAGGACAAGCUAUACCAGCCUGAGUAUCAGGAAGUGUCCACGGAGAAAGAGCGUGAGGAGAUUGCUGGGAAACUCAGUGCUGCGUCCACCUGGCUGGAGGAUGACGGCUUUGCCGCCACAACUGCGAUGUUGAAGGACAAGCUGGCCGAGCUGAGGAAGCUGUGCCUAGGAUUGUUUUUUCGGGUGGAAGAGCGCAAGAAGUGGCCUGAACGGUUGUCUGCCCUGGACAGUCUCCUCAACCAUUCCAGCAUAUUCCUCAAGGGUGCCCGGCUUCUCCCAGAGAUGGACCAGAUCUUCACUGAGGUGGAGAUGACAACAUUAGAGAAAGUCAUCAAUGAGACCUGGGCCUGGAAGAAUGCAACCGUGGCUGAGCAAGCUAAGCUUCCUGCCACGGAGAAGCCUGUGCUGCUCUCCAAAGACAUCGAGGCUAAGAUGAUGGCACUAGACCGCGAGGUGCAGUACCUGCUCAAUAAGGCCAAGUUUGCCAAGCCUCGGCCCCGGCCCAAGGAUAAGAAUGGUACCCGGGCAGAGCCUCCCCUCAGUGCCAGUGCGAGUGACCAAGGGGAGAAGGUCAUCCCACCAGCAGGCCAAACUGAAGACGCAGAGCCCAUUUCAGAACCCGAGAAGGUAGAGACUGGGUCUGAACCAGCAGACACUGAGCCGCUGGAGUUAGGAGGGCCUGGAGCAGAACCUGAGCAGGAGCAGCAGCCAGCCGGACAGAAGCGGAAGAACGAUGAACUAUAACCUCCACCUCCCGGCUCCCACCCAGCCCACCCCUCUGGCCACCUCUAUUUAUUACCCAUGGGGUGGGGGCGGGGUGGGCCCAGCCUCGUGGCUUAAGUUCCUUGUCUCCCCUGGGAAUGUCGCUUGGGGAAGGGGCAGGUGGGGCCCACCUCCCAGGUUCUUCUGGAGCAGCCCUGUGGUUAAAACCUGAAUUUGUCUGGUCCCCGUCCCACCUGCUCCCUGGUCUUCUUCUACCCACUCGGGGAAAAUCACUCACGCGUCUUACUCCUGCAGGGGUAGGUGGAGACCUGGUAGGGGAGGGCGUCUUGGUCACAGGAGAGCACCCUUCCAUCCGUCUAUCCUUUCCCUUGUGCGCCAGGAAAUCGGUCUGUCCUUGGCCUAGGUCCGCAGAGCCUCGUCACCGGGUCUUGUUUCUGAGUGCCUCUCUCUGGUCUUUUCUCCCCCAAAAUGUUCCUUUCCUGAAGCCCGCCUCUCACCUGAUUGCUUUCUUCCUGGCGCACAUGGGAUUCCUCUUUCCCCCUUGCCCAGAGCCUUACCUGUGGGCCAGCCGGGGUCAGUGUAAAGUAUUCCCGCAGCAUGUGUGCCCUGGUGGCCAGAGCAGGCAGGGAUGGAGUCAGGGCAGCUGCUGCUGUCGGGGUAGGAAGCCCGCGUCAUCGGGCACUGAGCCCAGCGAGCCAGAGAAAGACUGAUGUGGGCUCACCUCGCACGCACUUGGUGUCCUUCCCAGGAGCUCGAUGGCUCCAGGUGGCUGUGAUGAGCUGUCCCCUUCUACUGGCCUAUCCCUCCUAGGUAGAGCCUUUCCCUUGCCCCAUGUACCCCUCAACCCUCCAGGCUGACCAAAACGUGCUUUCUACUGUGAGCCCCUAUCCCAAGACCCCUGGGGGAUGAGAGACCAUGGUAUGAAUGUAAAAAUGCCACAGUCGGGCUUCGGGGUACAGGAUCGUGCAGUGCUAGAACCGGGGACCUUCACCCACUAUGCCAGGCCCUUGGGGGCCUGUCCUCCAGUGCUGUCUGUAGUGGCAGCUGGGGCUGACUCCGGGCCGGGGACAAGGCAAACCUGGUUGUCAAGUCAUUCUGCCCCCACCCUAACCUCCGCCGCCUCCCCCUUUUUUUUGCCACAUUGGCAGUGAGGGACCCAAGUCCCAUCUGUCCGUCCGUCCCCCACCCCCCCCGUUUGAGUUCUUUCAUUAGCUAUUGAAGCUGGAUGGACAGAUUUAAAUCAGAUUGUACUUUGCUCCAUUGUUAAUUGAGAAACUGUUUGAAUAAAAUAUUCUUUUCUAUA
Cavia porcellus (domestic guinea pig) is the source of this 4431-nucleotide messenger RNA. It is a transcript of the gene Hyou1, whose product is annotated as hypoxia up-regulated 1. Bases 156 to 3149 code for a protein of 997 amino acids. Gene Ontology annotation, biological process: negative regulation of hypoxia-induced intrinsic apoptotic signaling pathway; endoplasmic reticulum unfolded protein response. The record is from RefSeq and is a predicted model, not a curated record. NCBI's taxonomy places the organism in Eukaryota, Metazoa, Chordata, Mammalia, Rodentia, Caviidae. The transcript has 26 exons. Gene Ontology annotation, cellular component: endoplasmic reticulum chaperone complex. Gene Ontology annotation, molecular function: ATP binding; ATP-dependent protein folding chaperone.